Molecule: messenger RNA, 312 nt
Organism: Penicillium antarcticum
Lineage: Eukaryota; Fungi; Ascomycota; Eurotiomycetes; Eurotiales; Aspergillaceae
Exons: 1
Coding region: 1-312 (103 amino acids)
Molecular function (GO): protein binding
Source: RefSeq, a predicted model, not a curated record
AUGGCUCUAUGCCCACGCGAUGAACGAGGGCACGUAUCGACUGCUUUAUCAGUAGCAACCAGACUCGGGCAUCUAGAUCUAGUGACCUUUUUGCUUGCUAAUGACUCUGACGCUAAAGUAACAACGGGGGCGUCUAGUCUCUGGGAGGCUGCCUUGUACCUAGCAAUUGCGAAAGGCCACGAAGGGGUUGUUGAGGUGCUUUUGAUUCACGGUGCCAAUGUCGAAGGUGGACAUAUUAGUGCUGCUAUUGAACAACGCAACAAGAAAUUACUAGGGAUGCUUGUUACCAAGUACGGAAACGAAAAUUGCUAG